AUGACUGCCUCUGACAGUGUGUACCAUCAGAAGACGUUGAACAAGUGGAUAUCAGAAGGCUUUCCGGUUAAAAUGACUCCUUCUGCAAUGUCCUUGAUGAACACACUUUGUCUUGAUAGUCCUGAUCACGUGACAUCUGGUCGUCUUUCUAUUCCUGAAGAUACCGGCGUCUUGCCUCGCAGCCUCACUUUCGAUGAUGACGAUGACUCACGUGACAGCGGUUUCGAAUCUCACGGGAGUGAUACCGAGGGAUCCCCUCUCAAUUGUUUUCUGUCGCGAAAAACAAUCAUCGACUUCAGUUCGGUCAGAAAAUCUUUAUUCUCACCAAAACGACCACGUGAUGAGGAUGACAGCCCAACAGCAAAGAGAUCUAGAGGUGAUGACGUCAUGUGUCGUGAAGAGCUCUAUAUUUUGGAAUCCCCCGAAUCCAUGAAAUCAGCUGUGGAUAAAAUGGAGGCGGAAAUCAAUCUGAUUGGCGAUGGCUCAAAGUGUCAUAGGCUCCCGACCAUCACAGGCCGACACAAGGAUCUCAAGUCAGUGUCCCCACGUACAGUCAGUCAACUACUGACAGGGAAAUACGAUGACGUCAUUUCCGGGUACCAGAUCAUCGACUGUCGCUACCCAUAUGAAUAUGAGGGUGGUCAUAUAGAGGGUGCCAUCAAUCUCCACAACGAGGCUCAAAUCUCGGAAGUAGUCACCAGCCUACGAGGGAGGGAGUCGACUCAACGGAACAUCCUGGUCUUCCACUGUGAAUUCUCCUCAGAGAGAGCACCCAAACUAUUACGCCAUCUGCGGAGUUUAGACCGGAAGUUGAACAGCGACCGCUACCCGUUCCUCUUCUACCCGGAAGUGUACUUACUGGAUGGCGGUUACAAGGCUUUCUAUGAACUACAUCAGCGACAGUGUCAACCAAACACCUACAUUCCCAUGCUGCACGAGGACUACGCCAGUCAACUACGUCACUUCCGGUCGAAAUCCAAGUCGACCAAAACCACGAAAAACAUAUAUUUGCGCAGUCGGUGCUUAGAAAUAGAUGUUUCACCACUUAAGUUGUCACUCUUUUGA
Molecule: messenger RNA, 1065 nt
Organism: Haliotis rubra (blacklip abalone)
Lineage: Eukaryota; Metazoa; Mollusca; Gastropoda; Lepetellida; Haliotidae
Product: M-phase inducer phosphatase 3-like
Exons: 7
Coding region: 1-1065 (354 amino acids)
Biological process (GO): protein dephosphorylation; G2/M transition of mitotic cell cycle; positive regulation of G2/M transition of mitotic cell cycle
Cellular component (GO): nucleus; cytoplasm
Molecular function (GO): protein tyrosine phosphatase activity
Source: RefSeq, a predicted model, not a curated record